AUGAAGGCCCUGGAGGUCACGGAGGUCCAGAAGGUCAAAAACAAUCACGACCACGCAGACAAGCACUACCAACAGAAGGCCCCGGAGGUCCCGGAGUUCUCGGAUGUCCCGGAGGUCAAGAAAAUGAAGGCCCUGGAGGUCCUGGAGGUCCUGGAGGUCCAGAAGGUCAAGAACAAUCACGACCACGCAGACAAGCACCACCAACAGAAGGUCCCGGAGGUCCCGAAGGUCCCGGAGGUCAAGAACAAUCACCACCACGCAGCAAAGCACCACCAACAUAAGGCCUUGGAGGUCCCGGAGUUCCCGGAGGUCCCGGAGGUCAAGAAAAUGAAGGCCCUGGAGGUCACGGAGGUCCAGAAGGUCAAAAACAAGCACGACCACGCAGAAAAGCACCGUCAAGAAAAUGAAGGCCCUGGAGGUCCUGGAAGUCCAGAAGGUCAAGAACAAUCACGACCACGCAGACAAGCACAACCAACAGAAGGCCCCGGAGGUCCCGGAGGUCCCGGAGGUCCCGGAGGUCCCGGAGGUCCCAGAGGUCCCGGGGGUCCCGGAGGUCCCGGGGGUCCCGGAGGUCAAGAAAAGGAAGGCCCCGGAGAACAAGAAAAUGAAGGCCCUGAAGGUCCCGGAGGUCCAGUAGGACAAAAACAAAUCACGACCACGCAGACAAGCACCACCAACAGAAGGCCCCGGAGGUCCCGGAGGUCCCGGGGGUCCCGGAGGUCAAGAAAACGAAGGCCCCGGAUGUCCGGAAAAUCCAGAAAGAGGAGGCCCGGGAGGUCCCGAAGGUCCCGAAGGUCCCGAACGUCGCGAAGGCCAAGAAUGCAGCAAAGGACGAGAAAGAGAAGGUCCCGGAGGUCCUGGAGGUCAAGAACAAUCACCACCACGCAGACAAGCACCACCAACAGAAGGCCCCGGAGGUCCCGGAGGUCAAGAAAGGGAAGGCCCCAGAGGACAAGAAAAUGAAGGCCCCCGAUGUCCAAAAGGUCAAAGAAGAAAAAGCCCCGGAGGUCCCGAAGGUCCAGAAACAGAAGGCCCGGGAGGACAAGAAA
Haliotis rufescens (red abalone) is the source of this 1049-nucleotide messenger RNA. Its product is annotated as circumsporozoite protein-like. The transcript is spliced from 2 exons. Bases 1 to 963 code for a protein of 320 amino acids. Lineage: Eukaryota; Metazoa; Mollusca; Gastropoda; Lepetellida; Haliotidae. The record is from RefSeq and is a predicted model, not a curated record.